Molecule: messenger RNA, 2805 nt
Organism: Ruditapes philippinarum (Manila clam)
Lineage: Eukaryota; Metazoa; Mollusca; Bivalvia; Venerida; Veneridae
Product: arf-GAP with coiled-coil, ANK repeat and PH domain-containing protein 2-like
Exons: 25
Coding region: 137-2647 (836 amino acids)
Cellular component (GO): cytoplasm
Molecular function (GO): GTPase activator activity; protein binding
Source: RefSeq, a predicted model, not a curated record
CAUAAUGGAGGGAGGUGUACUUCCGCAUUUAUAAAUUUUUCAGAUUUUUUUUGAUUUUAGUCCCUUAUUGGAUCUAUAUUAUUCAGAAAAGAACUAAGAUAUGAAGUUUGAUUGACGAUUCACUGCAACAAACAAAAUGAAGUACACACUUGACUUUAAAGAGUGCCUAAAGGACUCGCCAAAGUUCAGGUCGUCUCUUGAAAGUGCUGAAAGUGAUGUUGAAAAUUUAGAGGCAAAACUUGACAGGGUUGUCAGAUUAUGUACAACUAUGGUUGAAGCUGGGAAAUCAUUCAAUAAUGCUGGAUGUGGGUUUUUGACGGGAGUGAAAGACCUGGCGGCAUACUUCCAUGAGGACACAAUGGUCUCUGAUAAUCAAAAAGUCUCUAGCUGCCUGAAUAAUUUUUGCCAGUCCAUGAGUGAGAUGCUGCGUUACUUUAAUAUAUUGAUGGAGCAAGCACAGAAAACAGUUUGCAAGAAUCUCAAUCACUUUAUUAAAAGUGAAAUAAAGAAAGUGAAGGACACUAGGAAACAUUUUGAGAAGAUAAGUGAUGACCUAGAUAAUGCAAUAUCGAGAAAUUCGUCGGCAUUACGUAGUAAACCACAGGAGUGCGAGGAUGCGUGCAAUCUUAUGAUGGCGAACAGAUCUUGUUUUGCUCACACCUCUCUUGAUUAUGUCUACCAGAUUAACAUAUUACAGUCAAAGAAGAGAUUUGAUGUCCUUGAAACUAUGCUGUCAUUCAUGCAUGCUCAAGCCACGUUCUUUCACCAGGGACAUGAACUAUACCAGGAUUGUGAAGGGUACAUGAACGGCAUUAGAGACCAGGUUAAAGAACUGCAUGUGAAGGCUAAACAGGAAUGGAAAGAGAUGGAAGAGAGGCACAAUUUGGUACAGAAUAAGGAUGUUGGGUUUAAACCUGAUGUUGAAGUGGAGAAUGGUGUUCACAUGGAGGGAUAUCUCUUCAAGAAAACAAAACAUGCAUUUAAAGCUUGGGUUAGGCGAUGGUUUUCAAUAGAGGAAAAUCAGCUGCGGUACCAGAAAAGAUCAAAGGAUACUUCUGUCACUGUUAUGGAGGAAGAUUUACGUCUGUGUACAGUGAAACCAGCUUAUGAUCUAGACAGAAGGUUCUGUUUUGAAGUGUUGUCACCAACAAGAAGUCACAUGUUACAAGCACACACAGAGGAAGAGUUUCAGACAUGGGUCAGUGCAAUACAGUCAGGGGUAACAAAGGCAUUCAGAGCUGCAGAGAAACGAAACUCAGAUGCUGGGCUGAAUGAGAGCACUAGCAGUAGUAAGGGAGGUAACUCUACAAGUGAUUUGUCGGCCUUAGAUAGUCCUGCCCCAGAGGCGGAGAAAAAGAAAUCUAAAGCACAAAUGCAAAUAGAGAAACUUUACUCAAUACCAGGAAAUUCCAAAUGCUGUGACUGCGAGUCCCCUGAUCCGCGCUGGGCUAGUAUAAAUCUGGGUAUCACUUUGUGUAUAGAAUGUUCUGGAAUCCACAGAGGGUUUGGAGUCCAUAUAUCAAAAAUACGUUCAAUUACGUUAGAUUCAUGGGAGCCAGAGUUACUCAAGGUUAUGGGGGAGCUUGGAAAUGAUGUCAUUAAUAGAAUUUAUCUAGUCAAUGUGGAUGAUAGUAUUACGCGCGCCACAGCGGAAUGCCCAGGGCCUGUUCGGGAAGCUUGGAUUAAAGCCAAAUAUGUACAGAAGAAGUUUGUGUCAAAGCUACCUGGAACAAAAUCAUCAGAGGGCCGUGUCAAAGGAUGGCGUGUCAAGAAGAAAACACGAAGGUCACCAGGGCGAACCUUGGCAUCCGAGGAUAGUCAGGCGGGAUCGGCAAAAUCUUCACCGGACUCGGAUCUAACAAGCGGUCUGUUGGAGGCUGUAAUGUCUGUGACAGCAUCUAAGGACACAGAUUCCAGCGAGGCUCCAAGUCCGUCAGAGGGUAGUGAUGAGUCAGCAGAAAAGGACAACUUGGUAGUUGAUACAGACACAGAUGUAGAUAAGAGUGCCACAGAAGACGUGAUUGUGUUCGGAACAGAUUUCAAUCUGCCGGAUUUCCAGCUUGACAUGUCAUCAGAAUCUUCGGGUACAGAAGAGGAUGCUAAAUCUACGACAAGCUGGGAGGACAUGUCGUCUCUUGAUCCGAACAUGUUAUUGUACAAGGCGGCUCACGCUCGUAACCUGGCAGUCAUGCUAGAGGCAAUAGCUAAUGGGGCGGACACAAAUUGGGUCAACACGCAGGAAGAUGACAAAACUCCAUUAAUGAAAGCAAUAGAAACUGGAUCAUUGUCAGCAUGUGAGUUUCUGUUAUUGAACCGUGCCAAAUUAGAUAAGAAAGAUAGAAAAGGCCGUACACCUUUACAUCUUGCCACAAUGCUUGGAAAUACAGGUCAAGUAUGUCAGUUUCUAAAGAGAGGUGCCCAACUUAAUGUAGAGGAUUGCGAGGGAAAGGAUCCAUUGUCAAUAGCAGUCUCAGCAGCGAAUGCAGAUAUAGUCACCUUACUACGGCUGGCCAAGCUUAAUGAGGAGAUGAAAGAAUCCGAUGAUUAUUUGGGAUCAAAUCCAGGUGACGAGACUUUUAACGACGUUUUUAGAGACUUUACAAACAUGGCGUCAAACAAUCCGGAGAAAUUGAAACGAAACAAAUAAUGUUAGUUUUAUACAUGUGGAUGCAGUUGAGUUCAUGGAAAAACUAAAUAUUGUAUCAAACAUUGUGAAGAAAUUGAAAUGAAACAAAUACUGUAAAUUUGGAAUUUGUUGAUCCUCAGUCAUCCAACCACACACUGCCCGUUAUCUGAAGAAUAAGA